This is a messenger RNA of Cyphomyrmex costatus, 4834 nucleotides long. RefSeq names its product non-specific lethal 1 (gene nsl1). Bases 1243 to 4644 code for a protein of 1133 amino acids. Gene Ontology annotation, cellular component: NSL complex. Gene Ontology annotation, molecular function: histone acetyltransferase binding. The record is from RefSeq and is a predicted model, not a curated record. Lineage: Eukaryota; Metazoa; Arthropoda; Insecta; Hymenoptera; Formicidae. The transcript is spliced from 12 exons.
GCGACGGCAUCAUGGUGAUAUGGUGGUGAACGAAGUUGGUCGAAUCUUCUAUAUAUAUUAUUGAUAAAUAGCUCGCGUCGCGUUGAAGAGCAUUGCCGAGUACGACUUUCCGUAGAGCGUCCUCGAGGAUUACAGCCCGAUUGUGUCGUCCGAUCGCGCGUGCUUUCAACACGACAAUCGCCUCGCCAUCGUGCGCGAGGCGUUUCACGAUAUCGUGCGUGCGUGCGUGCGUGCGUGUUUCGGGUGUGCUUCUUUUGCGCGUGGAAGAAAGGAAGAAGCAGUGCUAGUCCCCGCGCUGCGGAUGGCCGCGGUGCAGCACAUACGACGUACCGUGACGACAGUUACGUGAGAAGAAGAAGAGAGCGAGUGAGAGAGAGAGAGAGAGAGAUACCGACGUGGGGAACGCAAGAGAGAGAGAGAGAGAGAGAGAAGAGAACGCGCGCGCGUCGCCUCGCAAACGGAGAUCGGCGGUGGACGAGAGCAGCCGAGCGCGAACGACGGGAUUAUCGUGUGCGUUUCUGGGUGUGACGAACGUGCAGUCCGAGAUCGGUGCUUGUAUACCGGCGACACCGUGCACGAGGUGGUGUUGCGCGCGAGAGUGGCCCGCCAGGGCCGAAGCCCAGGCAGCGUUUCCUCGCUAAAGCCUGCGGCGCUAUCCCACGAGAGCAUGCUGAGCCCAGCCACGAAGAGGAUGCGGAAGAAGAGUGGUACACGGCACAGGACAGUUUCUAUCUCGACGCGCUCGGAAAUAUUUUAAUAGCGCCACGUCGUCAACUCGGAGAGAGAGAGAGACUGCUGCGCGAAUUAUUGCACGCGGGCGCAAAGUCCGACUUUGUCGCCCUGAAACUGAAUUGCAACGACUAUACAAGAGAAAAUAACGUUGUCGUUAGCAUUGUCAUCAUCGUUGCUGAGAGACGUUUUCGUUUACGUUGUAAAAGGAUACUUUGGGAAGACGUUUAAGAAGACGUCAAGUAUGCUCCUCAAACGUGGAAACGAAGAAAUCGUUGUCAUCUUGUGAUAAACCAUGGAAAUUCAUGAUCGAUAACAUGGGAGAAACAGUGGAAACAACGUAAUUACGUGGCCGCGGAUGAUGGCAGGCCAAUGAUAAACAGUUAAUUGAAAUAAAGAGGAAACAGUUAGGACAAAGAGUCAAGUCGAACACACACACACAUACAUAGUCAACACAGGGCGACGGACGGGGCGCGUAAGGGAGGCGCAGGACAGAGCCGUAGUAAUGGAUGAAUGGGAGUGAGCGCGGCGCACGGGAAGUGCAGGAGCGGCGGACGCGCACUUUGUGGCACGUCGUGGGAGCCUCUGGAUGUGGAGGCCGCGGCACUGGCAGCGUCAGUGGCAGUGAUGGCCCCUGCUCUGACGGAAGGUGGUCCUCAAAAGCCUGAAAACUUGCUCCCUACCCUACCAGCCGCCAGCGGCUUUCUGUCCCCUGAGCAGGCCACGCAGGUGUGCCAAAACCGUGAGAUUCUGUCCAAGUUUGUGGUGCCGGCGAACGUGCAACCGUCGAAGAUCGACGAGCAGUGCUUGCAUGGUAUCUCGAAGGACCUCAUACGCGAUGUCAUUAACUCCAAGUACGCAAACAACCUCGACUCGCUAUCCGCGUUUACGAACGCGUCCGACCUGAUCGGAUCGAGGAACGGUGCGGCGUGUUGUUUGCAACAGCAGGCGGUGGCGCCGGCGGCGGCGGCGGCGGAGGCGGCGGAGGAGGAGGAGGAGGAGGAGGAGGAGGAAGAAGAAGAAGAAGAAGAAGAAGAAGAAGAAGAAGAAGAAGAAGAAGAAGAAGAGGAGGAGGACUUUGAGCGGCCGGUCACGCUGCCGGACGCCGGGAGGAAGGAGAUUAUCGACAUUAUAAUGAACGACCCAUCUAUGGGUGAUCAAACGAACAACAUGGGUUUCUUGAAAUCGAGCGUGGACUUGCCCCUGGUGGCUAAUGAGACCGAAACGGAAGACAAUAAGAAUCUGGACGUCGAUCAGAUCAUGGCCUUCGGCACCGAUAUCACGGCCGAGCAGUGCAACAUGGGGAAUGUCGCUGAUAUCGGGCACAACGUCGAGGAAAUUUUACAGGUCAUCAAUUCGAUUGAGGGUGCGGGGAGUACCGAGAACAUUUCUACGGACGGUGGUGAGCCAGUUCAAGGCGCUGUCGACAGCGUGGAAAUGUUUGCUAUGCCCGAGGAGGAGGGAUUCGCCUCCUUCGAACGGGAUUUACUUAACGACGUCGACGUAAUGAGUCUUUGUAACGAUAAUAUGAAUAUCGCAGUGGACACGGUGGACCAGCAAAAGUCCAACAAUUUGAGAUCGCAACAGGACAUUGUGGCACAGAAACAAUUCGAGAAUGAGAGGAGAUGCGCAUUUUUAAUGAGAAGACUGAGGAAACUUCAGAUGAGAAUAAUCGGCAGACACGUGGCGGAAGAGAAUACUGGCGUUCUCGAAUUGGCCCAUCACGGAGUAAAAAAAUACCUUCUACAAGAAUUGGUUCAUAUUGGUUCGAAAUCCAAUGUAAGAAACUUUCCCGAGAUUGGCGGUAGUUUACAUUCGUUUCUGCAGAAAAUUGAGAAAAUGUGUGUUGCUCAGAGUAAUAGUGUGAAUCGUCAAAGAGUGUGUCGGUACUUUGGUGGAGGGUCACGUGAUAACGUGGGUGGUGGUACAUCUGGCAGUAACGGUAAUCGUCAGCCAGUGUUUGGUACUCCUCAGGUUAAACUAAAUGGUGAAGAAGUGGAAAAUAUGGCUGGAUCUUUGUCCACGCAAUUGCAUAUUUUGGAAUCUAAUUUAGAUUCGGACUGUACAGCAUCCAGCAGUGGUGGAGAAAGUUGCGAUGAAAUGCAGACAUUUAACAAUACACAACAGCAACGUCUGUCCAUAUCGAAAAGAGCAGCAUGGAGAUAUGCACAGGAUCGUGCAGGUGUAGCAUCACGGUGGAUCUGGCUACAGGCACAGAUAUCAGAUUUAGAAUACAAAAUUAGACAGCAUAACGAUCUGCAACGGCAGGUUAGGGCCGCGAAAGGCCUGGUCGUUCUUGAAAAUGCAGAAACCGUUAAUGGAUACAGUGGCGCUCUACCAGGUUCCACUGGACGAUGCAAUUCGUCCGAGGGCGAAUUACCAGCUAGUAGGACGCGUCCAUUUGUAUGGAAUUUUUAUAGAAAGCGAAAGCUUUUACAAGUCGACAGGCUACACGAAGUUUCAAAGCGUGCAGCUAAGGCGUCAACAGUGAGAUGCAAUUGUGAUCAUGUAUUGCCUGCAUGUGCUUUAUGUACAGGAAGGCUAGAUCCAAUGCAGCCACAAGAACCAAUUGAACAGCUUUCUGUACAGGAACGUGUAGCACUUGUUGAUUCCAAUUUUCAUCCGGUGUUGUCAUUCUCUGAUGAAAUUGUACAUGGAACACAUUUAGAAGCUAUUAUGAAAUCAGUGGAAUGGCAACAGAAAAUGUUGAGAGGCAAUUUGCGAGUUACCCGAGUGAAAGAUAAAGACAGCAACGAACGAAGAAAUAAGAAACUUCCUAAUAGAACGAAGUAUACCGCGCGAUUAAAGAAAUCAUCCUCGACUAUUCUUACAGCACGGAUUAAGAGAAAAAUGUUGAAAAAUGAAAAGAGAAAUAGACUCAGUCACGAGAGAAGCGUGCCUGGAUUGAAUAAGAAAAAAGUAUCAAAGUUGCCGACUGAGGAUGACGACGACGUUAGCGCGCUUUCAAGUUCCAGCAAACACUCAUCCCCAGUGCCUUCUCCAUUGCAACACGUUACUGCCUCGACGGAGAAAAACGUUGUUAAAGAGAAAAGUUCCAAUUCACAUGGGCGUUUGCGACAAAACUCGUACGACAUCGACAAUAUAGUCAUCCCUUAUAGUGUCGCUGCUUCAACUAGACCUGAAAAGUUACAAUAUAAGGAGAUAUUAACACCAAAAUGGAGAUUGUGUGAUGAACCCACGAAAAUGGAUGUGAGGAAUGGUGUGAUGCACAGGCCUGAUCAGGAUAGUGACUUCGAAGACAUGUCGGACGAAACGAUCGCCCUGAGGCAUGAGCGUAGCGAACGUGAAGAAUACAAACGUUUCAUGACAUACCUCAACACGCCAAACCAAACGCGUAUUCGUCACAAUCGUCGCAUCGAUAGCAGAGCAGACAGCGGUGCGAACACGCCAGAUCCUAUGUCGCCGCACGCGAGCAGUGACUUUGGUGGAGACGUGACGUCUCCAAUCACAUCUCCACCUGCCACUCCGUCUCAGGUGCAGGACACAGAAUCAUCGGGUUUAGAUUCGCACCGAUCGUCUGCUUUACAAAAUUCAUUGCGACGUCGUACUAUGCCCUCUUUAAGACUUGGGAAAGAUGAUACCGCGACCGCAUUUACCGAAGAUGAUAACGAGAUAUUGCCGUAUGAACCAAGAGUAUUCCCAUUAUCUGAAGAAGCUUAUGACAAGAUGUUGGAAGUGAUGCCGGACGGACAUUGGCAAGCUCCGUCAACAUCUUUAUGCUCCCGCGAUGAAGACAAGGGCGAUGAUGAAGCUGAAAUGGAUUCUCCCGAAUCGGAUUCAACCGAAUCGGCUUGUUGUGAUAUAGACGGUGAGGAUCCCAAUGAUCCCGAAUGGACGGUAGCUGACGAUAGAGACACUGAAAAGGAGAGAAUACGUCCGACAGCUAAAAGAUAGGAUAUAAAACUUAAUCAGUACAGUAUGUCUACGUCGUUACUCUGUGUAUAUAUAUACACACACACACACACACAUACACAAGCGCGCGCGCGCGCAUACAGAUAUAGAUAUAUAUAUAUGCAGAAGCUACCUGUCAAUUGUUAUAUAUACCUAUCGGUCAUGUAACAUUGCACCUUAAGUUAAUUAUGGA